Molecule: messenger RNA, 1305 nt
Organism: Trichomonas vaginalis G3
Lineage: Eukaryota; Parabasalia; Trichomonadida; Trichomonadidae
Exons: 1
Coding region: 1-1305 (434 amino acids)
Source: RefSeq, a predicted model, not a curated record
AUGCCUAACUUCGUUGAUUAUGUAACUAGUACAUCGUUUAUGAACCUAUUCAUGAACAACGAUUCGAAAACUUUAGAUUUUGUAAUUGCCCAUUUCGAUCAGAUCAUGCAAUUAGGUUUUCGAACAGUCAACGGAAAGAAAAAUUUGGUGACUCCAUGUCUCCAAAUAAUCAGGAAUAUUAGAUAUCCUUUUUUGACAGAUGUUUAUCAAAAGACUAACUUAGCAAGCUUCUUAACUAACUACCCAAUACACUGUCGAGCCUUCUCAAAUGCUUCUCAUCAUAUAUACUUCCUUUUAUUGCCAAAUUAUAUAUAUACCCAAACACGACGUUUAAUGUCACCGUUUUCUACCGAUGAAUUCUUUAGUUCAAUAAUACAAGUAUGCGAUUUAUUCCCAGCUAAUGAAUUUCUACGUCAGACAAUCUCAACAGCUGGUGCCAGAACUUUAUCUAUUUUUGAUCAAAUAUCUUUUUGUCCACGGCUAACUCAGUGCUUAUUUUAUAAUGAGCUGGCAAUACCAGCAAUAGAAAUAUUAACUCUCGGUCUUGCAAACCGGCUUCAAUAUCAAGUUGUUGAUACUCUUAUGCAAAAUCAAAUCCUCCAAAACCUUAUCGAGCUAUCCAUGAAAUCGAAAACGCCGGAGUACUUCGGGUUCUUGCGUUCUGUCUUUCAAAUCUCUCAGAAAAAUCCUUCAUUUUACAAAGCUAAGCAAUUAUCUCAAAAAAUAACAGAAUAUAAAGACGAAUUCUGCUCGAUAGUCCUAAGACUCCGCUUGUUUACCCGUAUUUCCGAAGUCGCAGCUUACUUAGUGAUCGAUAUUAUCGAAUUUGAUCACAUUAUCACAGAUCCAUUCAUUGAAAUGACACGGCGACUAGUCAUAGACUUCUUUGACUUCCCUGCCCAUACGUUCCUGCAUCAAACUGUCCUUUCAUUGUUCAGAAUGCUCCUAAAAACAGGUCAUCUCACUCCUUCCAUCAUUAGCCGCAGCGGUUUACCGAUGAAGUUGGUCGAUGCUUAUGAUCGGCGUGAAGGAGAAAUCGGAGUUUCUUUUUGGGCCGAAACAAGAGAGCUUGCGGAGAUUGUAAACAUGUUUGGAAUCACACAGUUCGGUAUUACACAGGAUGUGUGGAGGAAGAAGGUAAUGAAUAGAGUUAACGCUGAAAUGGCGAUUAUUCAAAAAGAUUAUGGCGGAUAUACGCCUAGAAUUAGCUGCAAUGGAAGUAUUCUUGAUCUACUUCUAUCUUUUAUUGUUAUUUUUGUUACGUUCUUGGGAAUCAUGUGGGUUUUCCGGAAAAGAAUUCAAUAA